Molecule: messenger RNA, 2937 nt
Organism: Laccaria bicolor S238N-H82
Lineage: Eukaryota; Fungi; Basidiomycota; Agaricomycetes; Agaricales; Hydnangiaceae
Exons: 3
Coding region: 1-1866 (621 amino acids)
Source: RefSeq, a predicted model, not a curated record
AUGGUGGUGCCAAAACAAACGCUCGAUCCCGGCCGGACCGGGCAAUGUCAGGCUUAUGGAUCUUCUUGGGGUUUCAUUCCCGAACUCCCACCUUUCCCCGUCUUCGUCGUCGUCCACAACGAGCUACUAGCGACGAUAGCGGUCUCAAUACAGUUUACAAUCUACCCUAAUGCCAGCUCCAGGGGUCCUGUGCCUGUCUCGAGCGAGGCCCCCUCUCCCGACGAUAGCUCCAUCCCCCUGAAGAGACGUGGGGGGAAAGGUUCCGAUAAGUCGUCGGACACAGAUACCGACUCUGAAGACGAUGAUAAUGAUGGCGAUCAUAACGGCAUGAGGCAGCGUCGAGCUCGUGGGAAGGGUUCUGCCGCCGGAAUAGCGAGUAGCAUUGAGCUCGAAGAUCUCGUUGCAAGCGAGCUUCGAGAGUGGAGGAACACCACCAGUGCUACCGGUGAUUUCUCGUCUUCGUUCAGGCAGCGCAAGAACCGCGAGGGUGCUGACCACGACGAUGUCUUGGGCGAGUCGACCAUAUCUAUCCCGUAUAUUACAAUGUCACCCACGCAUGUCCUCGUUGACUCUUCUGCACCAACUACACCAACGUCGACGGGUACACUUCGCAGUCGUAUGUCUACUCCAGCGGUUGGAUCCUCUCCGCUUCCCGGCUCCUCUCCACCCUUAAUGUCCCAAGUCUCGGAUUCUCGUGUAACCCUGGUGUCCCCGCCCUCGACCAUCUCUUCUUCUCUCACGUCUCCAAAUCAAUCUUCCCCAGCACAGCCUUCUCCCCUAUUACACCCCCUCCUCCCCGAGUACAUCCCCUCCCUUUCUCAGUCCUACCCACAAGAUCUUGAUCACGAACACGGCCUCGAGCUGCUUUCUCCGCCUUCCUCACGCUCCGAGUCGCCUUUCUCCGUCCUGUCUGGGUCUGGGGCAGCCAACUCUCCAUGGAUGCCCAUUCGAGCGACGCCUUCCCCCCUUUCGGCUCUUCGUUCUGGUGCUGGAGCGACGUCUCCGAGUGCCAGACCUACUAACAAUAGUCAGUCCCCGCCCCCUGGUUUGCUUCGACAAGGCAGUGACGGAUGGACGCCCGCCAACCCAGCCUAUCAGCAGCAGCAGCAGCAGCAGCAGCAGCAGAAUCAGGCUUUAGAAAGCUCCACUGCGUCUGUAACUUCGCAGUAUCACUCCUUCCCGUCCUCUCCAGCCGUUUCUGGAUCCGUGUCAACCUUAUCUAACCAAGGAUCGGGUCUAUCGUCACCUUCGACACUCUCCAGCCCACUGCAAGACCAGGCUGCGAGCCAGCGGAGUUUAUCUGCCCUUUCAUCCCCGUCUCCGAUCACCUUCACAUCUCCCAAUCCAGUGCCUUACAUUCCGCAGCGAUCUUUCCCUUCCACAGCCGCAGGGCAGGGCACGUCCCUACGCCUGCCUUUAUCUGCUUCCCAGCCUCGUUCAACCCUUGUUUUCGGAACGGCUACGGAGAGUGGUGACUCGGAGAAGGAGGAAGGUGAAGGUACACCACGCUCGCCACGAUCUCCCGUGUCUCCCCACUUUCGAGGCGGGGGGGAUCUCUCGGACUUGGAUUUCAUGUCAGACUUUGACGAGAGGAGCGAUGCUGGUCGAGUGUCUUCCCCCCAUGGCUUCUUUGACGUUGGUAAUCUCGACCAUGGGCGUCUUUCUGCCUCCGGAUCUGGAGAGAAUCAAGUCUUGUCACCCAUGUCCCAGACCUUCUUGGAUGUGAGGCAGCAUGAUGGCGACGAUCCCCGUAGUCCGUUUAGCGACUUUGGCGAUUUGGAGAGCGAGAAUGGGUUCAGUGAUAGCGGGAUGAGUGACUCUAGUUGGGGGAGUGUGACUGGGGAUGGGAAUGGGGGUUCGCACUGAGUGUGGAGUUGUGGGUGUUUGGGUGAAGAAUAGAGAUAGAGAGAAAAGGAAAGAUGGAGAAGGACGGGGCGAGAUUUCUUCCGAGUCAAUCACUGAUUGAAGGGGACCCCUGCUUUCAUGACCUUUCCUUCGAAACUGCACACACAAACUCCAACCAGGUCAACCUUCUCGGACGACAAGAACAUUCCGGCUCCAUCGCCUACUUUUACAGCUUUCGUCCCUGGAUCUCAGUUAUUUAUCACUCCUACACUCUUACAGGGCUAUCAGAUCUCUCCUUCCAGCGCAUCUAUCUCGUAAUUCAGAAGCGGCCCUCCGAGCUCCAUCCCUCAAGACGUAUUCUCGGCCUUUGGUUCAUUUUAUACAUUUACAGGUUUACCAUGGGUUUCCUUUCUACGCAUCCACUCUUCCUCGAUUGCAAUCCUUCAGGGGCGGACCAUUCCCCUGGUACAUUUCAUCUCGCAUCAUCUUUCCCCGGUCUUCAUACAGGUUCCUACUCUUUUGGUGAUUCUACGUCCAAGACCUUGCAACCUAAACGCUUUCAUCUUUUUUACUCUUUUCAAGGGCAGAAUCGCCCUUCAUUUAACAUCGCUUUGCUGUAAAUCUCAACGUUGUACAUUUAUCCCACCUCUUGCUCUGUAAUGUACCAUCGUACACCCUGUUCUCUCUUGUACACUGUCACCACAAUGCAUCCCAUCCUAUUCUUGUACUGUAUCUUCUUUGUCCAUCAUCGCUGUAACUACCCCCUUUGAUUCCUUUAGUUUUGACUGCGAAACCUCCGACUUGAGAAGAAUGCAAUUCACACCCAUCGUGUUUCUUACGUGAAAGGAGAGUUUGUGUUAACUAGAAAGCUACAGUCAUUAUAGGCUACACUUGAGAUAAUUAGCCAAUGACGAUGGAUAUCGACAAGACGGGGUAUAAGCUAAGAAUGGGAGAGAUCUCAAGCAAUCAUCCCACAUAUUAUGUACAGUCCGUAAAGUAAGUUGUCGCAAAAGGAGUGUGAAGGCGUAUUAGUCGCCAGAGGUGCAAGCCUCCCGUAAAACCGGUGAGGGGAAGCGGGUUUUGCAUAACAAA